AUGGUUGUCAAUGGCAGCAAGAAGAGAAAGAUAACUCACCCCUCCUCCUCAGACGAUGGACCACACGCUCCCGUAACUUCGAAACGGGCCCAGAAGGACUUCUUCAAAAAUGCAUCCAACUGGAAUCUCGAGCAAGACUACGAGUCUCGACCACGGAAAGGCAAGAAAAAUGAGAGAGAAAAUUCAAGACUCCCCAUCAAGUCACAAGACGGUCGAUUAGAACUUCUCAAGGACCUAGAUCCAGACGAUGAUGCGGCCUCCAUCAAGAGUGAUGCCGAAUGGCUCGAGGGUCGCGAUGAUGAAAUUGAGUCGGGGAGCGAAGAAGCAGUGGAGUCGGAGGAAGCAGCAGAAGUCCCAGAGGCCCAGAAAAUCCUGGAAGCACAAGAGGAAUUAGCCAAGGCAGCCAUGGCGCUCAAUGAAAACCCCGAAGAAAACAUCGCCGACUUGAAAACGCUCGCCAACAUCAGCCAGUCCAAAAUCCCCGUGAUUCGCAUGCUGGCGCUCAUGACGCAGAUGACGGUAUACAAGGACAUCAUCCCAGGAUACAGGAUACGGCCCCAAUCCGAAGAGGCACGCAAAGAGAAGCUGUCAAAAGAGGUCCGCAACACACGGCAGUUCGAGCAGUCCCUCGUGGCAGGCUACCAGGCGUACGUCAAAGAACUCGCCCACUGCGCCAGAUCAGAAACAACCCCGGUCCGUGGCGGACAGAGCCUCUCCAGCGUCGCCGUCACAUGUGCAUGUUCCCUCAUCACGUCCGUACCGCAUUUCAACUUCCGCUCCGACAUCCUCGCCAUUCUCGUCGGCAAACUCGGCCGAAGAAAAAUCGACCAGGACACCGCCAAGGUACUCCAAUCCCUGGAAACUCUGUUCCGCGAUGACGAAGAAGGCCGCGCCUCCUUCGAUGCCGUAUCUCUCAUCGCAAAAAUGAUAAGGGCCAAAGAAUUCGCCGUCCACGAAAGCGUACUCAACCUAUUCCUCCAUCUGCGUCUGCUCUCCGAGUUUUCCGGCAAGGCGUCCCAAGACACCGCGGAGCAACAGCGAACAUCAAAGUCCAAAAAGAAGCGCGAAUUCCGCACAAAGAGGCUACGGAAGGCGAUGAAGGAGCAAAAGUCCCUGGACAAGGACAUGUCCUUGGCCGACGCGCUCGUCAGCCACGAGGAACGAGAGCGAAUGCAAUCCGAAACACUGAAGCUCGUCUUCGCCACAUACUUCCGCAUCCUGAAGCAGCGGUCGCCGCAUCUGAUGGGCGCGGUGCUCGAAGGCCUCGCCAAAUACUCGCACCUGAUAAACCAAGACUUCUUUGGCGAUUUGUUAGAGGCGCUCAAGGACCUUAUCCGCCACAGCGACGAGGACGCCGAGCAGGGUCCCGCGGACAAGGAAGCCGCCGAAGUGGAAGAGGGUGAAGAUACGGUACGGAACCUGAGCCGCGAGGCCCUGCUGUGUACCGUCACCGCGUAUGCCCUGUUAGCAGGCCAGGAUGCCCAUAAUUCGCGAAACGACCUACAUCUUGACCUGUCAUUUUUUACGACACACUUGUUCCGCUCUUUGCUUCCUCUGUCGGUACAACCCUGUCUCGAAAAUGCCCGUCUGUCGGCAUCCUCUGCCGCGUCCAAGAUCAACGUCCAAACCACCACGGUGCUGCUUCUCCGCUCCCUGACGGGCAUUCUUCUCCCUAAUUACAACAUUCGUCAAGUUCCCCCUUUGCGCCUUGCCGCGUUUACAAAGCAGCUUAUGACCGCCGCACUGCAACUUCCAGAGAAAUCGUCGCAGGCAAUCCUCGCCUUGCUCAACGACGUCGCGCACACACAUGGCAAGAAAAUUAACAGCUUGUGGAAUACUGAGGAGCGCAAGGGUAAUGGUCAAUAUAAUGCGUUGAGUGAUUCGGUAGAGGGAAGCAACCCUUUUGCAACCACUGUGUGGGAAGGGGAGUUACUAAGAAAGCAUUUUUCGCCAAAGGUUAGAGAAGGCGUCAAGGUGUUGGAAAAUGGCAUGUCAAGAUGA
Metarhizium album ARSEF 1941 is the source of this 2001-nucleotide messenger RNA. Its product is annotated as nuclear export protein Noc3. Gene Ontology annotation, molecular function: chromatin binding. Bases 1 to 2001 code for a protein of 666 amino acids. The record is from RefSeq and is a predicted model, not a curated record. Gene Ontology annotation, biological process: DNA replication initiation. The transcript has a single exon. NCBI's taxonomy places the organism in Eukaryota, Fungi, Ascomycota, Sordariomycetes, Hypocreales, Clavicipitaceae. Gene Ontology annotation, cellular component: nucleolus.